Molecule: messenger RNA, 5135 nt
Organism: Trichobilharzia regenti
Lineage: Eukaryota; Metazoa; Platyhelminthes; Trematoda; Strigeidida; Schistosomatidae
Source: the annotation of a GenBank genome assembly
CCUUGAUAAGUGACGGAUAAUUUCAGCCAACUAGAUGAAUGUGGUAAUUGUCCCAAAGCUAACAAAUAUCGCAUUAGUUGGUAGGAAAUUCCCGAUACAUUGAGAAUUCAAGUCACUCACUGGAGUUUUAACUCUAUUAGAAUAGAUGCUGUCUCUAUGAGACAUAAAUUGGGACAAAUUCAUUCCUUCGGUGUCUUUCGGGAUUAUGGAAAGCACUCUGAUUUCAUUUGCAUAUAAAACUUUUUGCGUGCAACAGAAACAGGAGUAAAAAAAUAAUACAUCUAUAUAUUGCAUACGUACUACAAAAUUCGGACGCAUAAUAUAUUGUGACAUUGGAAUACCCCUUGUUUAGGUCAGUCAGUUGAUGAUAUAAUUACGCGGAUUUAAUUUGGUUGACUUUGUGUACGUGAGUGGUUUUCUUGUACUCCGGGCGACUGUCAACAUGUGUAAGCCUCGUUGGUGUUGGCACAGUUGAAGUUGAAUUUGUUACUUGUUCAGUUUAUGUUAAAAAUGUUUUGACUGUAUUCGUGGUUUAAAUAAAAUGAUGAAACCAGGAGAAUGCAAGUAACGGCAAAGACUGUCAUGAAGAUAGCACAUCAAAAUGAAUAAACAAUAUGACGUGUAUGAAAUCGGGAUUACUAAUUUUACGAGUGAAUUGGCCGUUUAUGUUCCCCCGUAAAAGCGGGUUAUGGUCUGUGAAUUCGGGAAAGUUGUGUUGUUGGUUGAAUAUUAGCAACUCUAGGGUACAGUGAAUUUCGGUUUUAAGAUGCUUUUGAUGUACACCGCCACAUCACCUGAUGCUACCUAUCAUAGUUUGUCUGAAGAAUGCAAUGUUUUUGGCAGGAAUGUUUGGCGUGUCAUACUACUUUCGUAGUAAGAGUAAGGUACCUUGGUCAGCGAUAAACGUCUCCUAUACCCGCCUCGAUAGAGUCAAGUGUCACCUUAAGCCCAGUGAGUGUAACAGGUGCUAAAUACUUAUUAUGGUGUGCUUUUCGACACCUGCAAAUGGGUGGAGAGUUGGUCAGAUUAUUUAAGUCAGGGCCUGAAGUUUUGUCGCUACAAGGGCCUAUGAGGAUAUCCCGUUUGGAAUGGGGUCAACUACUGAUGUUUUCCAAUGUCACAAAGCAACUCUCUUAUUCAACUUUGUUAAGACGUUAGAGAUGACAGCGAGUGGUGAUUCGCAAAGCUGUAUUGUGUGGGUGUUGAGGUGGUUGUCACCUCAAUUGUCCACUGCAGAAUUUUACUUCUUUGCGGAACACCCGGGACAUAAAGCGAAUUAAUAAUUGGUGUUUCAGAUUUUGAGGAACAAGUGGUCUAGGACAGUCACACAUGUCCUGUUAUGAGUUGCAGUUAUAAGGCAUUGUUGGCUACUGAUCGCAGCAGGGGGAGUCUAGACGUACAACUGCUGGGGAUUUUUCAACCUUUCUCUACAUAGUGGACAGGCAGUAUGGCUAGCUUGCUGGUAGUCUGCAGGAAACUCCUUACUGUUAAUAUGACCUUAUUCUCCAGUGGCAUUUCACCGUCAGAUCCCCAACAGUACAAACGAUUUGUAGUAUGAAAGCAGUUGCUUUUAGUCAAAUGUCUAUCUAGACGACCUUUCUAGCAAAGCAAGACCUCUAGAAACGUUUCUGCCAGCCGACGUAGCUGUUCGUGUCUUUGUUGUUUGGAAGGUCACCUGUCGCUUGAAGGUGAUAGUUAUUUCUAAACUACUGGAUCGGGGAUUGAUUUGCAAACAGAAUGAUCCUAAGUGAAGAUGGCUCUUUCCUAGGGACGUAUUUUGUCGGCCCAUACGCUUGGAUUUAGUUCUUGAGCUUACAGGUUUGUCCCACUUCUUACCUAAGGCUUGAAUGAUUAUUGUGGCUCUUAGGCUGUUAGAUGAAUGACUUGCUGCGGGUAGUUUAGUGAAAUUAACAAUAGUAACGUUUUCAGAAGACAAAAAUUAAGAUCAGAACUGACUAAAUAUUGGCACUUUUAACGUGCGUUCAUCAUUGAAAGAGUUGUUCGGUUGAAUCUGUCGAAUUUUUGAAUAUCACUGAGUUUUUUUCACACAGUCAAGUUUCUCUAUCGUGUCAUUAUUUCCACAAUCGCUUUUUUCCGUGUGGUUUCUCGAAGUGUGGUGACAGAGUCCUGCAUUUUGUUCAGAGUGCCACAUUAGGUUGAAUUAUCAGUCACUAAAGGGUGUUGUUUGGUUGCUCUGGUGUGAUAUGUGGAAUUUGUGCAAGUUUGCUUCCAACUCUUGUCUGAUCACCCUACUGGUUCGUAAUGUCGACUUUGAUUCCAUUAUUCAAGCUGAUAUCAAAUGUCGAUGCUUAAUAUUUUUAUUAUGAGUUUAGUAUUUGAUCUGUACAUUUUCGCCUGGAAACCCUGUAUCGCUUUCCGCACAAUCGGUGACAGUCUACUCUUCUUUCAGUUUUAGCGAGUUCUAUCUUCUCAUAUGGCGACCACAUAGCAAUUUUCUGUUCACUUCCACUUUUACGGAAUGGGAAUCCACCUCAUGCUUUCACUUUACAACAAAUAACUUAGAGGAACUUUAGCAAGACAAACUGGACUUUCGCAGAAUAAAUGCUAAGUUCCUCUGAAUGAGGCGAAUACUUCACUGCUGGUGACCUCUCGCGCGCCUCAAGCAUCCUCUACCAAAAAUCAAGCAUAUGCUUACAUGCUGCCACCCCACUUGGAACACCAACCGUUUCCUCACGCAGAAAGCCAUUUAUAUUACAAAAGGAUUGUACAAAACUGGAGAGUCUCUUGACAAGUUACUUCAAACCACGACUUUGGCACACUAAGUUGAUCACUUGACACCCUCAGCUCCAUCUCACGAGCUCGGGAUUUGCGUAUGAGAGACGAAGAACGCACCGCAGUAGCCAGUCCUGCUAGAGUGUAUUGACUCACAGAAAUCUUGGAGAAGCGAAUGAACCGCAAAAACCACAGCACUUCUCUCCUCGUAGACAAAGGUAGGCUAUGCACUAACUCUGCAGACAUACGUGAACUAUUCAACAAAACUUUUGCAGGUAACUACCUUAAGUCCUCAGUCCAGCUACUCGAUGUACACCCUGUUACUAAUAUGGCACAAACUCCAUCUCCACUCACACCAAACCAAAUUAGUACUGUUGAAUUCACUUAUGCUAAUAUUAACCAAACUAUAAGAACCCUCAAAUCUCAAAAGGUUUUCGUACUGUCGGUAUAUUAUCCUAUAUUUAUAAAUAUAGUGGGCCUGACAUUCCUUUACUACUACUUAAAUUAUUCACAAUGUCCUUAGAAGCUCAAACUUACUCUGAUAUGUGGAAACCAACAUUUAUUAUGCCUAAACACAAAUCUGCUCGGAAACAAGUCAACAACCACGGCCGAUCAGUAUCACACCUAUCGCAUCUAGAAUUAUGGAGAGACUAGUUUAAGAUAACCUACUCAAACAUAUGCUUAGCUGCAACAUUGUGAGUCCGAACCAACAUGGAUUCCUAAAAUCCAGAUAUUGUUUAACAUGCCACCUAAACUGCUUUAAUUUUGUGACCAGUAGUUGUGACAGACGGCAACUAGUACUUGUCAUCUACUUUGACAUUUCUAAGGCAUUUGACCGUGCCGACCAUUUACUGUUAAUACAUAAGCUGAACUCCUUAGGAAUACGUGACCCAUUAUUAGGAUGGCUUAAAUCAUUCCUUAACAACAGGUCCUAAAUAGUUUAACUGAGGUCUGUAACUUCCGAACAUAGUCCAAUCACUUCUGGUUUAGUACAAGGUAGUGUCAUUGGACCCCUAUUUACACUUAACAUCAACGGCAUAUGCGCUUGCUUCUCAAAUUGUGCCUGCCUACUUAACACGAGUACUUCCGUAGUUCGCUGUGUAUUUAUUAGGCGUCAGGUUUUCGUCACUGAUGAUUAUGAUUUUUACCUUUGGUUAACGAGCCGAAUAUUUUUGUCAGCUGCAUAUGUCCACUUCAUUCGUAUCUCUGUGGUUCGUUCAUUGUAGUUUCUUCCGUUUCACGCCCUGCCUCUAUAUUUGGCAUGGAGUGUAACAACUUGAACUUCUGCACUUGUGUAUAGUGUGUUACUCUGAAAACUCGGUCAUUGAAAGCGUAAUAAGAAAUUACCGAAUAUACGUAUUUGCUUGGAUUGCUUUCCAUUACUGUAUGAAUCAGUCACUGAUUUCACACAGAUAAAGAAAAUUACAUGGCUCCGUACAAAAUUGUGUUUAUUCGUCAUGGUGAAAGUGUUUACAAUGAAGAGAAUAGAUUCUGUGGUUGGCAUGAUGCAGAUCUUUCAGUUCAAGGCGUGAAUGAAGCUAAACAAGCUGGUCAACUUCUUCGUCAAAAUCAAUUCACUUUUGAUAUUGCCUAUACAAGUGUUCUGAAAAGAGCAAUUAAGACGUUGAACUUUGUUCUAGAUGAACUUGAUCUGAAUUGGAUUCCCGUCUCAAAGACUUGGCGUUUAAAUGAGCGGAUGUAUGGUGCUCUUCAAGGAUUGAAUAAAUCAGAAACUGCAGCUAAACAUGGAGAAGAACAAGUUAAAAUAUGGAGACGAGCAUACGACAUCCCCCCGCCUCCAGUUGACCUUGAAGAUCCUCGCUUCCCAGGGAACGAAGCAAAGUAUGCAUUGCUGGACAGUUCAUGUAUACCACGCACAGAAUGCUUGAAAGAUACAGUACAACGUGUACUUCCUUUGUGGUUUGAUACUAUUGCUGCGAAUAUAAAGUCGUGCAAGCGUAUUCUGAUUGUUGCUCAUGGAAAUAGUUUACGGGCUCUUAUCAAGUACUUGGAUAAUGUGUCUGACUCAGAUAUUGUAGAACUCAAUAUACCUACUGGUAUUCCUCUUGUUUACGAGCUUGACAAUAACUUAAGACCAAUUAAACACUAUUAUCUAGCUGAUGAGGCAACAGUUGCAGCUGCUAUUGCUCGUGUAGCUAAUCAAGGCAAAAAGAAAUAAAUAAUAAUAUUAUAAUAUGAAGUUGAUCACUAGGUUGAAUGCUUUUCAUUUUCUGUCUUCAUGUAGUAAUCCUCCCCCGAAUGUGAACUGUGAUGAUGAAUCAUAUGUAGUUGACUUGCUUAACUUACAGUAUUUGACAUGCACACAGACAGUACAGUUGAUUGGUUCACUCAUUGUAAUUUUAAUUGAUGAAAUCAAGUAAAUAUAUACUUUUCUGAUCUCU